Messenger RNA from Echinococcus granulosus, 1473 nucleotides. RefSeq lists its product as hypothetical. The record is from RefSeq and is a predicted model, not a curated record. The transcript is spliced from 5 exons. The coding region runs from base 1 to 1473 and encodes 490 amino acids. Lineage: Eukaryota; Metazoa; Platyhelminthes; Cestoda; Cyclophyllidea; Taeniidae.
AUGGACACGACGGAACGGUUAGCCGUAAUCCGCCUGGCCUUCCACCUCCUCCGACUCUCCGUCCGUGCAUUCUCACCUGACCUCGUUCACGGAUUGGCUGCCGCCUUCGCCUCAACGUCCGCAACCGUCUUACGUCCAGCGGAGCUCAACCUAAACAAGGAAGUAGUAACUACAAAGGAUAUGGGUACUAUGCAAAUGAAUGGGGAGUACAGCACUGAUACUUUUUCAAUUUUGAUGCUCGAAGUAAUGCGCAGCUCUGAAGUGCACGUUGAGCGUUGUAACGAGGGGUCGGAUCUUCCAGCUGUGGCCACCUCUUGCUGCCCUCCGCUCGAAGUGGCUGUUAAGUCACUGUUGAAUGCUCUGCCAUGCUGCGGAGAGCCCGGUGGGGUUUCCAAACAUCCCGCCCAAAUCUUUGAGAUGGUCCUCCUCGCUCUCCUCCGUCUCUCCGCGGAAAGUCAAUACGGUCGACGGGUUGUCGAUUCGUGGGUCUUUCAGGCUUUGGUGCUCAAUGUGUUAUACAACCUCUUUCCUGGUGUUCCCGCCCUCAUCCGUACCAAUCCAGCUGACGAUACAGCCAACGCAAUAGCGGGUGAUCUUUCCUCGGCCCUUUACACAGGCCUUCCCUAUCCUCUGGCUUCCCAUCACCCAGGCAGAAGGCAGCAACAGUCGCCCUUUCCCUAUCUGGAUGGCGAUUUCGUCGUAGAAGAGGGCCUCCGUCUCUUCCCUCUCGUCCAAUCUGCAGGCACAGACGUCCUGGAGGCUCACUCUGCCCUCCUUUUAUGCUGUUUUGCCCAAGCUGGCCUCUUUGAGGCUAAUUCUCAACUCCACCCGAACUCCCUGUGUAUGGAGCGUCUAACGAGUAUUCCCCUCUUGCGAGACAAGUUCCGUGCUGUGGACUUCCUGGAAAGAGUGCAUCAGAUUUUGAUGGAGCGUCAUCACGCUGGCGCACGUCCGGUUCUCUCCGCACCGCUCAUUUCGCCCUUCCUGGAGUGCCUCUCGCGGCAACAGCGAAGCCCAUCCACUCCCUUACCGCCGUCGGUGCCCACCUCUGCCGGUAGUAAAAGCGCAGACAUCGGUCCCGUCUCACUAAUGCAAAAGGCAUCUGUCGGUGCCGUAACAACCUCUCCAUCUUCUCGAAUAAAAUGUUUUCUGUUGCCCCUUGCUCAGUACACUGACGGUCUCCUCGAGGCGGUGAUCGUCGCCAGUGGUGUCUGCGCCUCAUCCUCCAUAGCUAACACCAUCACAGUCCAGUCCCUUGCUGGGUGCUCCAUGGCGGCCACUUCGAUGCUGGGAAAGAGUGCCUUCCUCACUCAUGUUCCUAUUUCCCAUCCCCCCAUUCCCGGUGUCCCCAGCACAACUCUCAUUCUCUCCUCUCCCUAUGAGUGGGAUUGGGACGUUCUCGCUUCCUGGGCUCGCAAACUCUCUUCUUCUGCUGGUCUUUUCUCCUGGAAGGAUCAAAACAGUCAGAUGUGA